AUGCGCCUCCCACACCCCCUCCUCCUCCUCUCCACCGCCCUCCUCACCCUCGCCGCCUCCCCCGUCUCAAACCUCGACCUCAUAAUCUACGCCUGGCCCGUCCUCCCCUCCUCCACGCCCACCCCCCUCGCGCAAAUCUCCUACAACCCAACCACGCUCAACGCGACCCUAGAAUCCUGGACCCCGCCCACCGAACCCAUCGACGCCACCGCCCUCCUCCGCAUUGGCCUGCACGACCCCCAGGCCCCCGCGGAAGCCAGCUGGACCGGCAUCGCGACAUCAGCCUCCUCGCUUGACCCAGCAUACCGCAAGAAGCUGACGCUGUUCACGGACGGCGAGGGGCGGGUCUGGCGGGUCGGUUUCUCGGCGUUCGCGAGGGGGAGUGGGGAGGAGGAGGUGCUGGUUGAGGUUCAGGGGAGGAAUGAGGGGCCGAGACCGGUGCUGAAUCGGCCGGUGGUGCUGAACAAGGAGGGGAAGGUUGAAGGGGCCAAGGAGGAGAAGACGUUCCUGCAGAAGUACUGGUGGGCGAUUGGGAUAUUCAUUCUGGUCCAAGUGGUUGCUGGAGGUGGAGGGAAGGAGUGA
Coniosporium apollinis CBS 100218 is the source of this 582-nucleotide messenger RNA. RefSeq lists its product as uncharacterized. The record is from RefSeq and is a predicted model, not a curated record. Lineage: Eukaryota; Fungi; Ascomycota; Dothideomycetes. The coding region runs from base 1 to 582 and encodes 193 amino acids. The transcript has 2 exons.